This is a messenger RNA of Mycena indigotica, 1017 nucleotides long. RefSeq lists its product as uncharacterized. The coding region runs from base 1 to 1017 and encodes 338 amino acids. NCBI's taxonomy places the organism in Eukaryota, Fungi, Basidiomycota, Agaricomycetes, Agaricales, Mycenaceae. The transcript is spliced from 2 exons. The record is from RefSeq and is a predicted model, not a curated record. Gene Ontology annotation, molecular function: protein binding.
AUGGACCUUGAACGUGUCCCAGAGCUCUGGUUUCCAGAUGGCAAUGUCGUGUUGCAAGCUGAGGACCAUGUCUUCAAAGUCUUCCAAGGGAUUCUCGCUGCACGGUCGCCAAUUUUCAAGGAUAUGUUCUCAUUUCCACAACCGCAAGAGCGCGCGCCGGAAGACGAGUUUGAGGGGUGUCCACUCGUGCCAAUGAUGGGAGACUCUGCACAUGAGGUGGCAUGCUUUCUGCAGGCGAUAUUCGACUCAGAAUUCUUCCCCGCGUAUCCUGCUCGGACCGAAUUCGACAUCAUUGAGGGCUGCCUCCGCAUGAGCCACAAGUACCAAGUGGACUACAUCCGACAAAGAGCUCUCGUCCACCUGUCGUCCGGAUUCCCCACUGAACUUGCGCUACUUGACAGGCGACGUUAUAACUCCUCCGAGCUUGCUGCAGUGGAGCGGACAUCCUGGUUGCCACCUCCGAAUCCCGAAUACGGCAGCAUCCCGGUGCCCGUUCUCUUCCGAGCUAUUUCUCUCGCACGCGAAGUCGAGGCCCUGUGGAUACUCCCCCUGGCAUUCUACCACCUGUCGUCACAUCUUACCCACCCCGAGCGGCUCGCGCAUUAUCUCACGUUCCGCGACAACGAAGAGGCCACGUUUUCGGAGCGGGACUGGGUCGCAUUUCUCCACGGCCAUGGCGCCUUUUCCCACAUUGCGAUACCGCUGUUGUCGUGUGUGUCAAACUAUCGGGUCGACCCGCGCUGUGGCUGCCGAGCGCCUCACCACUGCGAAUCAGUUCGCCUUAAGGCGCUGGGGAAGUUCCAUGACCUGGCAGACAAACGCCUGGCACAACCACUGCACAUAUUUCGCAUCGCAGCCGACGGUCCACUGAAGAAAGUGUGCGCGUCAUGCUUUGAGCACCUCCAGCUGGCGCUUGCAGAGUGUCGCGAGCAGCUGUGGAACAAGCUUCCAAGAAAGUAUGGAAUUGGGAAGUGGGAGGAUCUGAGGAAGAUAAAGAAAGAAGCCUUGGGCUUGUAA